Molecule: messenger RNA, 1786 nt
Organism: Physcomitrium patens
Lineage: Eukaryota; Viridiplantae; Streptophyta; Bryopsida; Funariales; Funariaceae
Biological process (GO): U6 snRNA 3'-end processing
Cellular component (GO): nucleus
Molecular function (GO): 3'-5'-RNA exonuclease activity
Source: RefSeq, a predicted model, not a curated record
CGCCCACGUAGGCGCAGCUGCUCAUGGAAAUUUGGAAAUGGAUUUUGCCGGGACCUGGAGACGCCUUCGGGUAUAGGACGUUAUCUGAAUUUCGGCGAGACCGUAGUGACGAGGAGUGUUCAUCACCACACUAACCUAACACCGUGACACUCGUCUGAACCAAGUUCCCUGAGUGCCGUGAUUGUUUCUAGUGCGGUUCCUCUUGAAAGCUCUUCAAAUAUGAUUCCAUAGCAUUCGUGUUUGUGUGUGUGAGCACGACGGUAUGCAGCGAAGAUGCUGUUGUUAUCUUAUCACAUAGCGCACGCUGUACAGUUAAGCGUAAAGAUGAAGACACAGGAGUAUUGCGGCACCUUGCGAUACUACAGGGGAGCAUGCAGUAGUAUUAUUUGAGGCCUAUUUUGUUCCAAGUGUCUCAAGUAUGGUUCUCAGCGCAGUCACUCUUCUACCAUGCUUCUGAAAUCUAUGCCGUUAAUUCACAGCCUGUUCCGAUUUGAGAGAUGCUGAAUCUUCCUUUCAACGUUUUUAGCCGUGGACCAUCCGCGGAGCUUUACUUCUCCAGUUUAGCUCCGACGAGACAUACGUUUGCGCAUAGAAAGAUAGUUUUCUCUCUUUCUAAUCAAGAGAGUGGAGCGGCGAGUCCUUCAUCAGGAAUUGAAAUUGGUCAAUGUCCGUUAAGGGUUUUUGGAACUGAUGCGGUGCAUAAGCAACAGUGAGGGAAGUCGUCAGGGUUUAUUUGUGCAUGUGGCCAAGUAGUCCCCUCCGAUUGAGUUGUAAGACACCAUGGAUGCUCUGCAAUUCUACGAAUCCAGCUCGGAUUCGGAUGUGGACGAAGAAACCGAACGGCGAGGUUUCUGCGUAAAGCGUUUCAAGCCUGCUGCUGAGGAUAAGACUGAAAGCUCUUCUGCAUUACCACUGUCACUGCCACCGCCUCCGCCUGAACUUUUCAGCUCCAUUCCAGAUGCAGCGGGGACCAAGAAACGGACUCGAAGUGAUCAUGGGGGCCGAGUACGAGCUUUCCCGCACGUUGAGGGAAACUAUGCACUCCACGUAUACAUUCCUGUGGUAUUGUCAGCUUCAAUACGAACCAAGAUUGCUCUUUAUCUUCAAAAGGCUGUGUCCUUAUUUCCAAGUCUUAAGUCUACGGAGGAUGAUGAUUUGUCGGCCAAUGUCGGAUCAAAUCAAGGCAUCAAGUUAGCAACUGAGUUCCAUAUUAGCCUUGGACGGACUGUUCCUAUACGUAUUCAUCAGAUAGACACAAUGGUGCAUCUGUUACGUCGAAAAUUUGAAGGUCAGAAACGGUUCUUGGUCGAGUUCGGUACCUGGGAAGUCUUCGUCAAUGAUGAUCGGACUCGGUCCUUUUUGUCACUUGAAGUUGUGGCAACUGGAUAUGCAGAGAUCAAGAAACAAGUGUCCUUGGUGGACCAUGUUUAUACACUGCACGGUUUACCAACUUUUUACCCCAAUCCUCGGCCACACAUCUCUCUGGCGUGGGCGCUGGGUGACGUCAAAGACGCCCUUGCGACCGUAGCACAAGAACUGAAUACAAUGGCGUGCUUUAGAGAAGAAAAGUCAGCCUGUUUCUUCACUUCCUUAGCCACUAAGGUUGAGUGUAGAAUAGGACAGAAGCUACAUCCAAUCUGGACAACUAAGGACAAGAAGAGUAUGCUUGAGCUUUCGGAGACCGUCAACUAGUUCAUUUAUUGCAGAGAUUGCAUUGUAAAUCAGUCAAAUAUAAUUCCGAGGUUUUUCUACACAUGAUGGCUCAUCGUGGCAAGCUCAUGUUCAA